AUGACCCACGCUCUUCGCGUCCCUCAAAUUGACCUGUCAUCUGUCCUAGCCGCACCAAACCCUCACAUUGAUCUCAGGCUCGACGCGUACGAAUCCUCGACACGCAACUUUCUCAAAGCCGUCACAGACUACAAGAACCACGCGAUCACAGAGAUCGCUCGUCGAAGUAACUCACAUGCUGCGGAGAAAAAGAAACUCGCGGACAGGGUCCAGCACAUCGAGAGCGACACUAACCAAUGCAAGAUGCGGGAGAUUGAGCUCGUGACCACUUUGGAAAAGGAGCAGGAGGAAUUGAAAGGUGCCGAGGCAUCCGUCGCUGCACUACGCCGGCAACUCAAUACGAUCCGCGAGAACUGCGCGGCCCUUGAUGCUGAGAUCGAGCAGUACCGCAUUGUUGCUUCAAACCUUCGCCAUGAUAGGGACACGGAGCGUGCUACAAUCACAACCAACAUGGCCAUCACCACACCCGAGCUCCUUGCCUGCCAGACAGGUCUGCGAUGUAUUGUGGAGGGUGUGGGACAAGACCAACUCCUUAUCCGUUUCUCACAUCUCUUUUCUGGAGAUCAGCAGCGUGAAUGCAGGGUUGUGCUCGAUGUAUCAUCCCAAAUGUACAAAGGUAAUAGUGAAUAG
Stereum hirsutum FP-91666 SS1 is the source of this 630-nucleotide messenger RNA. RefSeq lists its product as uncharacterized. Gene Ontology annotation, biological process: chromosome segregation. Gene Ontology annotation, cellular component: Ndc80 complex. The record is from RefSeq and is a predicted model, not a curated record. The transcript has 3 exons. NCBI's taxonomy places the organism in Eukaryota, Fungi, Basidiomycota, Agaricomycetes, Russulales, Stereaceae. Bases 1 to 630 code for a protein of 209 amino acids.